Stylophora pistillata is the source of this 2381-nucleotide messenger RNA. RefSeq lists its product as uncharacterized. The record is from RefSeq and is a predicted model, not a curated record. Lineage: Eukaryota; Metazoa; Cnidaria; Anthozoa; Scleractinia; Pocilloporidae.
UUAUGACUCAGUUUCGUCAAUCUUUUCUUCUAUCUUUUGGUAAACUAGGUGAUUGUUGGAACAAAUUCAUUCAUGAAUUGACUUCAUUAUAUUAACGAUUUAAGCCUCAUCACUCUUACCCAUUACUAAAAUAUUUUCAGAUACAUUUUACCACUCUUCCCACAGAAAGCGGUUCUUCAAGAGAGAGUCAGGGAAAUAAUCAGCAUCAACAUAAACCAAAACUUAUCAAUUUUCUGCUUUAAACAGAUACAAAAUGCGUAAAACUCUUCUUCUCAGGGCGACACAUAUUCAUACAGCAUACAGUACAUAUUAAAAUGCUUCUUCGAAGAUUGACCUGGGAGCUAGUCGGUACUUUCAUCGCAAUGGGAUGGAUUUUUAUGCCACGAUAAAUUAAUUAACCUUACGUGCCUGAUAGUAGUGAAAGAAUUGGAAUGACAGCCAGGUUGCCUUUUUCUUAAAGGGGUUCAGGGGCUGUCUUUUUCCAGGGAGCGCGAGAAUGCCUGACCACAGACUCUUUCACUGCUACACUGUCAAAAAAACAAAAGAGACUGAGCCUGAUCUUAGGUUAACUGGAUUCUUUAUUGGGGAAGUUUUGUUUUCUUUAGCUACUUCAGCCAAGUCAGAACCUGGAAAUUACUUCAGUUUGACAAGAUUCUCAACCGACUUUCGUAAAGAGAUGGAUAAUUCAGCCAGAAAUGAAGGUUUUUUAAGUUCUUACUAUUUCAUAACUUGAACGCUAACGGUUAAACUUACCAUCCCCUCCAAGUCGUUACUUGUAAUCAAUGUAAUAUUACGUGGAUCCUGAGAAAUAAUUUUUGCGGCUCGCAGCUAGCCUUUGUUUGCUUUCUGUCUUUUUAAACUUAUUAUGCGACAAUCUUAUUUUCGAUGAGACAAAUACUUUGUAGACACCUCUAAUGACGCACAAUGGCGACAGGCCCGUGUUACUGAAAUCCAAAUAUUGUCCAUAUGUGCUGACGUAGGUGAACUCUGGAGACAACUAGGCACUCUCUUAGAGUUGCCAACGGCUGAGGUUCGUAAUUUGGCGACGGACUACAGGAUGUGUAGUGAAAAGGCCUGGAAAGUGAUGGAAAGAUGGCUCCAAAUGAAGGGAAGUAAGGAAACACUUGGAAUUCUUACCCGGAUACCUUUGAGAGGAUAGGAAUGAGAACUGCCGUCGAAAAACUGAUUGGCGGAACAGGAAAAGUAGAGGUAGGGGUGAACUCCGUUCGAGCACAAAGUGGAAGAGGAUUUGAGAAGUUUAGGAAGGAUUUCCAGAACGAGCAACAGGGGGGAAAGUCAGAGAUUCAAGAACUAAAUGAAAUCAUGUACGAAAUGCAAACCGAUCCGGAAGAGUUCGAUCCUCCAAAAACAGAAAAAAUUGCGCAAUCAGCUCAAAUGACAGAGCUGGAAGACAAAGUUAGCAAAAGUGAGUCGGAGUGCAGGAGGCUACAGGAAGAGGUCAAGAAGACCAUGAAAUUCGAAAGUCAUACUUUCGUACUGGCUAAAGAGGAAUUUGCUGAUGUCAUACGCUUCUUAUAAUCGAAUGCUCCAUCUCAAAUGUCAGCUUGCAGAUCUUCUGAUGGCCUAGGAAAAGCAAAUGACAUAUUAAUUCAUAUGAAGGGAGCUACCAGUGAAACAAAAGAGUUGGAAAACUCAUGGUGGGCUGUUGAUCUGAGCCCAAACCAUCGGCUUGUGAUCACACACUACUCUUUGAGACACGGCAAAAGGGAUGGAGAGUAAGUCCUAACCCAUUGGCAGCUGGAGGGAUCCAGUGAUGGGAAGAACUGGAAAAAACUUAAAACUAAUCAUGGAAAGGUAGAUUUGCCACGCUUUGGAAGUCCUCACCCAUUUUGCACAGGACAAUAGUCGGUUGAAGGAGUAAGAGAAGCUUUCUGUUUUUUUAGUUUUUUUCCCAACAGACAGAAAUUCCUUUGGCCAAUAUGGAAUUUACUUAUCUGGAAUCGAGCUAUUCAGAGUAUUUCAGCUUUGGGGGGUUUCAUUUAUACAGUUUUUCGUAUCCAAUCUCUCAGUCAAGGGCAUUAUCAGCCAACAUAACAGCAAGCCAAAACGGCAUUGUUUAUUUACUUAUAGCUCUCCAAUUAAAUUCUCUUUCAUGCGUUGGAAGCAAACUAUGUUGAUUUUUUGUACUUUCUGAAGCAGCAUUUGAGAUCAGAUUUUUUAAUGUCACUAUCACUGGGCUCUACAAAACGAGUUCAGUUGUUCUUCCAGGUAAAGUUAUAAAGAUAAAAAAGUGAAACUCUCGAGCUGGCCUUUUCCCCCUAACUUCGUUCUUUUUCGACGUGAAUAAUCUUUGGACAAAUAUCGACGUAAAUGGGGGUUAUUUAACAAGUAAACCCCUCAGGCCGCUGGUAACGUCCACA